AUGCUUGUGGAACUCCUCUCCAACGGCUUCACCUGGUCGCUUAUUGCAGGAGUCGCCGGCCUCCUUCUCCUUUUUACAAAACAGCGUCCCGUUUUCCCCGUUGUCAAUGACUACCCAGGUGAUUUCCUUCGUCGGAAAGCCUAUCGCGAAUACAACAAGAAUGCGAGGAAACUGAUCGCCGACGGACUGGCCAAGCACCACGGGCCCAUCACGCUGCUUGUGCCUGGUGGCAUGAAGAUCGUGCUCCCUUCUGCCCUCAGCGAUUGGGUGAAGACCAACAGGAACCUCGAUCACCAAGAGCUCGUUAGGGAAGAAUACUUUGCCCGCUUCCCGGGAUUCGAGGCUCAAUACGCCGCCCAUAGCCCAGACAGAAUGCUGAUUGACAUGAUCCGAACAAAGCUAUCGACGAACGAGACCAUAUUGCCGACGGUUAACCAGCAUCUCGCGACAGCCCUACAAGAGCACUGGGGCAGCAGUGGAGUCUGGCAUGUCAUCAACUGGGAUAAAGACACCACUGGAAUUAUCUCCCGCGCAGCAGCCUCCGUGUUCGUGGGCCCCGAGAAAGCCGCCGACCCGGAGUGGCAAACUCUCGUACAGACGUAUGUACGUGAGUUCUUCACUGCCGUCGGGGAGCUCCACGCGUGGCCUGCAGUGCUGCGACCGGUUGUACAUUGGUUCUUGCCGCGUAUGUCGACUUGUCGAGCCCUGGUCCGACAAGCCCGGGCAACCAUGCGCGACGUUGUCUACAAGAGGGAACAGGAAGCAAAGGCUGGACGAGAACGAGGUCUCGAGGCGCCCCAGUACAAUGAUGUCGUUGCUUGGACACAGAACGUCCCCAGCAACAAUCUUCCAGCAGGCGAUAUUCAACUUGCUUUGGCCAUGGCUGCACUUUUCACAACGACCGAGGCUCUCAAGCAGGUGCUUAUCGACAUAGCCCAACAUCCGGAGCUGGUAGACCCGCUCAGACAAGAGAUCAAGCAGUCAUUAUCGGAUCAAGGACUCGGACUGGCCGCGCUGGGAAAGAUGGAGCUGCUUGACAGUGUGAUGAAAGAGUCACAGAGGCAGAUACCUGUUUCGGUGGGCUUGGAGCGGAAGGUCAUUCGCGACACCUUCCUUCCGGAUGGAACAAGAAUACCCCAGGGAUCCCACAUCAUGGUCGACUCAGGCGACAUGUGGAGCGCAGAAGUCCACGACAAUCCAGAGUCGUACGACGGAUACCGGUUCCUGAAGCGACGUCAAGCUGGGAACAAAAAGAGUCAGUUUGUGCAAUCGAGUCGAGAGCACAAUACGUUUGGAGGUGGCAGACAUAUAUGCCCCGGCCGCUUCUUUGCCAGCAAUGAGUUGAAGUUAUGCCUGGCCCACAUUUUGUUGAAGUAUGAUGUUCGGCUGAAGCAUGGAUACUGCUCGAGACCCGUGCAGUUUGGUGUCUAUGCGAGUGUCGACCCCGUUGCUGAGUUGGAGGUUCGACGAAGAGAAGUACCUGAUGACAAUGUACUAUGA
This is a messenger RNA of Aspergillus terreus NIH2624, 1500 nucleotides long. RefSeq names its product cytochrome P450. The coding region runs from base 1 to 1500 and encodes 499 amino acids. Lineage: Eukaryota; Fungi; Ascomycota; Eurotiomycetes; Eurotiales; Aspergillaceae. Gene Ontology annotation, molecular function: heme binding; oxidoreductase activity, acting on paired donors, with incorporation or reduction of molecular oxygen; monooxygenase activity. The record is from RefSeq and is a predicted model, not a curated record. The transcript is spliced from 2 exons.